CAAGGACAUGUACACGUCAUGCUCUAUUGAGGCUUUCACGUGAGUAUGAUUUAAACAUGAUUUAAAUUCACCUGGUUCAUUUAAACACAAACAAAUGGGGAAUAAAUCUUAAGUGAAGAACAGGAAAAGCAAGAAUAUAUGAGUUUCUUCCCUUUUACCGAUCCCACCUUAAUUUCUCUUAAUAAGUGAAUAACCAAAUAGAAACCUCGGACAUCUACUACUCCAGUGAUUCUCAAAACUUCCUAAUGCCGCGACCCUUAAAUACAGUUAGACCCAAAGGGGUCGUCGACCCACAGGUUGAGAACCGCUGUACUAGACAAAGUUGUGAUGGAAUUCUCUGCAGUCUUUAUUUUUUUUAGCGGAUGGAUUCUUUCAGUCGAAACUCAGAACGUCCUUGACAUUGUCUUUUGUCGUUAUUCAGGCUUUCACGUAGCAUGUUUAUACUGUAUCAUUCACACGGUGUGAACAAAGUCUGUACCAUAGUAUACAUUUUAUGUCGUAGACUGUACCAUAGUAUACAUUUUAUGUCGUAGACUGUACCAUAGUAUACAUUUUAUGUUGGUAGUCUGUACCAUAGUAUACAUUUUAUGUCAUAGUCUGUACCAUAGUAUACGUUUUAUGUUGGUAGUCUCAACUAUAGUAUACAUUUUAGGUCGUAGUCUGUACCAUAGUAUACAUUUUAUGUCGUAGUCUGUACCAAAGUAUACAUUUUAUGUUAGUCUGUACCAUAGUAUACAUUUUAUGUCGUAGUCUGUACCAUAGUAUACAUUUUAUGUUGUUAAUCUGUACCAUAGUAUAAUUUAAUGUUGUAGUCUGUACCAAAGCAUACAUUAUAUGUUGUAGUCUGUACCAAAGCAUACAUUAUAUGUUGUAGUCUGUACCAAAGCAUACAUUAUAUGUUGUAGUCUGUACCAAAGCAUACAUUAUAUGUUGUAGUCUGUACCAAAGCAUACAUUAUAUGUUGUAGUCUGUACCAAAGCAUACAUUAUAUGUUGUAGUCUGUACCAAAGCAUACAUUAUAUGUUGUAGUCUGUACCAAAGCAUACAUUAUAUGUUGUAGUCUGUACCAAAGCAUACAUUAUAUGUUGUAGUCUGUACCAAAGCAUACAUUAUAUGUUGUAGUCUGUACCAAAGCAUACAUUAUAUGUUGUAGUCUGUACCAAAGCAUACAUUAUAUGUUGUAAUCUUUCGAAUCGCUAAAUCUUUUCGUUUGAAUACAGUUGAAGGGCUCAAGGGAAAAACCAGUGAUGUCAGGCCGUGAUGUCAGGCCGUGAUGUCAGGCCGUGAUGUCAGGCCGUGAUGUCAGGCCGUGAUGUCAGGCCGUGAUGUCAGGCCGUGAUGUCAGGCCGUGAUGUCAGGCCGUGAUGUCAGGCCGUGAUGUCAGGCCGUGAUGUCAGGCCGUGAUGUCAGGCCGUGAUGUCAGGCCGUGAUGUCAGGCCGUGAUGUCAGGCCGUGAUGUCAGGCCGUGAUGUCAGGUUUUGAGAGUUUUGAGAAAAUUGAAUUUAAAGUUUGAAAAUUCCUCAUAAAAGUAUGAAAAUAUCAAGAUGUCUACGUAUUUAUUUAUUGACUACGCUGCUUUUUCAGUUGGACCAAUGUAUCAUAUUAUUCUAUUAAAUGGAAUGUAGCCACAAGGGAGAUAACAUAGAAAUUUUGAAAAACUGACAUCACUGGUUUUUCCCUUGAACCCUUCAGUUGAUUUCUGGUAUAACACAGGAUUUCAAUGACCUACCUACUAGUGUUGCUGGUCUUUAAAUGAUUGACUUUGUCCUUGUUUUUCGCAUUGGGGAUUUUGAGCAGUAGGCGGUUUUCUUGUCGAUGUUGUUGUCGUAGAUGGUGCUUUCGUUGUUGUCAUGUUGUAGAUUUAAAUAGAUUCCACACCCCCCACAGACAAAGGCCCCGUGAGGAAUAUCCAGAAAAAGUCUACUUCAAGUUCGUCUUCAACACGCCAAUGUUCAGGGAGAUCCACGACCAGGCUGUCAACGUCUUGUUUCAGGUAACUAUUCUUUUAUAGAUGUAGAUAUAUAGAUAUAUAUGAUAGAUGUUCUUCUUCUAUUUGAGGGCCCAUGAUCAUUUUGUUGAUCAUUCUGGCUCCUGGUUCGAAUUCAGAGUUUGCCUUCUCUUAGAUGCGCUGCCGUCCAUGGCUGACAAGUCCCAUCCACCCGGGAUGCUGACUUUGGUGGGGAUUGAACUCCAGACCACCAGCUAUUUGGUUUGAGACAGUUUAUACCUCUCGGCCACCCAGGCCGGCCACCCAUCUCGGCCACCCAGCUCGGAAACCUCGCUUGGCAACCCUGUUUAUAAAUGUUAUAAAUAAUUUAAAUGACAAUCAUAUAUUUAAAGAAUGUCAUUACAUGACAAUCUCUAAGAUUACUGUGCAAAGAACACAUUUUUCCCUCUCCCCUUCUUACCCCCUAGUCGUUGUUUGUGAAAGACUCCCCCACUCUUCAAGAACAACAAUCGAUUUAAAAAUAGUGUGAUUUUAUGCUUUUAUCUUAUUUUGACUACAAAAUUUAAAAAAAAAAAAAGCGAUUGCUCAUCUGUUCUGGCGAUAAUUUUGUCGCAUCCAUUUUGUGAGUGUCACAUUGACAUAUCCUAACUCACAAGUGUACGGAUGAACUUAUCAUGAAAUUAUAUCACAUUGACAUAUCCUAACUCACAAUUGUACAUAUAAAUUAUCAUGAAAUUAUACCACAUCGACAUAUCCUAACUCACAAGUGUACAUAUAAAUUAUCAUGAAAUUAUAUCACAUUGACAUAUCCUAACUCACAAUUAUCAUGAACGGAUCUCUUUCCCCCAGGAGCCACCACGCAUAACCAAGUCAGGGUACACAACUCUGAACGUCGGCGACCUCUAUCUCAUCAUAGACAACGCAGCCUCAAGCACGGGUAAUUGUUGGGUUACCGGAAAUUUGUUUGAAAGAAAUUUAGUCCGAGGAUAAUUGAUCGGUGGACGUUUGGUCGAACGGAAAUUUGAUCGAAUAUUUUUUUCAGUUCACACGAUCAAAUUUUUCUCUCCCUGCACAACCAGGCCAUACCCUGCACAACCAGGCCAUACCAUGCACAACCAGGCGAUACCCUGAAAUUCACGGCAUACCGCAAUCAAAUUAAUUUAUGAAAAGUCCAACAUAUAUAUAUAUAUAUAUAUAUAUAUAUAUAUAUAUAUAUAUAUAUAUUUAAAAUGUCUUUUUAAAAGUGUUAAAAUAUUUUGUAUUUAAAGUUUUAACAAUUGUGUUAAAUUCAUUUGAGCGAGUGAUCUUUCCUGUUUUUAUGUGUUAAAUUAAUAUAUAAAAAAUCCAACAUAUAUAUAUAUAUAUAUAUAUAUAUACAUAUAUAUAUAUAUAUAAUUAAAAUGGCUUCUUAAAAGUGUUAGAAUAUUUUGAAUUCAAAGUUUUAACAAUUGUGUUAAAUUCAUUUGAGCGAGUGAUCUUGCCUGGUUUUAUGUGUCUUAAGUAUGGAGUUGUUUAAACACAGUAUUUCCAACAGAUGUCUUGUUUGAGACAGAAGAUACGAACUUAACAAAAACACAAAUAGCACACUCAAGUACACAAAAGUUGAUGACGUCAUAGCAUGCAUUUACUAAUAUCGUUUAUCUGAUUCAAACAUUUUUCUCUUUCCUGUUUAAUCGCAGUUACCAGCUCAACGUGGAUGACCUCAACAAUAUCGUCAACACCAACCAGCAUUGAGCUAACCACAACGCCAGCGCCGACUACCCCGGUU
This is a messenger RNA of Lymnaea stagnalis (great pond snail), 3716 nucleotides long. NCBI's taxonomy places the organism in Eukaryota, Metazoa, Mollusca, Gastropoda, Lymnaeidae. The record is from the annotation of a GenBank genome assembly.